AUGGUGUCAAAUUUAUGUGUUUUCAGGACUCUGGAUUUGUCUUUCAACCUGAUCAAGACAAUAGAAAACUUGGGAUGUUUGACAAAAGUCAAGAAGUUGUUUCUUGUAUCAAACAAGAUUUCCAAGAUCGAAGGUCUUCAGAAUCUCUCACAGUUAGAGAUGAUUGAGCUUGGUGCCAAUAAAAUAAGGGUUCUAGAGGGAUUUGAAGGGCUCACACAAGUACACAGUUUAUUUGUUGGAAAGAAUAAGAUAACAAAACUAGAGAAUCUCAGUUGUCUCACAAACUUGAAGCUUCUUAGUAUACAGAGUAAUCGUAUCAUAAAGCUAGAAGGUCUGGACAGCUUGGUAAACCUAGAGGAACUUUAUAUUAGUCAUAACGGUAUUGAGGAAAUUGAGGGGCUGGAUAAUCUGACAAAUCUUACAACACUAGACUUAGCAUCUAACAGGAUAAAAAGGAUCAAGAAUGUCUCUCAUCUAGUCAACUUGGAGGAAUUCUGGUUUAACGACAAUCAGCUGGACUCUUGGGAAGAUCUGGACCAGUUCAAAAACUGCACCAAGCUACAAACAAUUUACCUGGAGAGAAAUCCCAUCUGGAAGGACACGACCUACAGACGAAAAGUUAAACUCGCUCUCCCGACUGUCACGCAGAUUGAUGCCACGUUAUGCGCUUGAAAGAUACUAAAAGUGCAAGAGUUGUAUAUAGUUAUCAGAGGGCUUAAGCAAUGACGACGGCGACCCCAAGGACAACGCCUGGUAAAAAGUGAAUUUAUUUUUUACCUUCGAAUU
Orbicella faveolata is the source of this 786-nucleotide messenger RNA. RefSeq lists its product as uncharacterized. NCBI's taxonomy places the organism in Eukaryota, Metazoa, Cnidaria, Anthozoa, Scleractinia, Merulinidae. Gene Ontology annotation, molecular function: protein binding. The record is from RefSeq and is a predicted model, not a curated record.